CAAAACCAACUCUUGGUUUUCUACUUCAUUCUUCAACUUCUCUCCCAACGCCUCUCCAACUCCAAACAGCGUAUUCGUCUUCUUCUUGGCUUAAUUGCUCUCUCUCUCUGUUUGUGUAAAGAUGGUGAAGGUGUCCGUUGUCCUUUUUGUUUUGGCGGUCUCGGCUGCCAUUGGAUUUGUCAACUGCGCGUCUCCGCCGUCGGCCGACUGUUCUACUGUCAUCUUCAACUUGGCCGAUUGUUUGUCGUAUGUGAGUAAUGGGAGCACGAUCUCUAAGCCGCAGGGGUCGUGUUGCAGUGGACUGAAGACGGUCUUGAAGACCAACCCAGAAUGUCUUUGUGAAGCCUUCAAGAACAGUGCCCAGUUUGGUGUUACUCUCAAUCAGACCAAAGCCGUGGAGCUUCCUGCUGCAUGUGGGGUCUCUACUCCUAUCAGCAAUUGUGGCCUGCCCGGUGGUGCUCCUAGCCCUGCUCCUGCGAACUCGCCAAAGACUCCAUCACCAUCUCCAAAAUCACCGAAAGCAGCGCCAUCUCCAUCGUCGCCGUCUCCAUCAUCUUCAUUACCAGUCACUGAGACCCCUGCCACAUCACCUCAGGCCUCCAAUCCGGGUGCCUCAGCUCCAGGACAAUCUGCUUACACGCCCAAGUCUUCGUUUCCUUCUCAUAGAGCUUCAUCUCCAGCUCCGGCAGCACCAAUGUCUCCAGCUCCUACACCUAUGAUCUAUACAAGUGAAUCUCCAGUUCCUGCACCCACAAGUGAGUCUCCGUUGAGUUAUCUACCUGGGUCAUCAGUGAGCUCCCCCCUCACUCCAGCUCCUACACCUGUGAGCUCUCUCUCCGACUCUUCAUCUUCAGAUUCCGGGCAGUUUGGUGCUUCCUCGUUUCUGCUUCCAUUAAUGGCUCUUUUUGUUGGUCUAGCUGUUGCUUCAUGAACUUCUUUAUCGGCUAUUAGUAUUUUCCCUUAAAAGUAUACUGUUUGCCAGUAUACUGAGGGAUUAUUAUUUUGAUGAUUUCUUUCUGUUAGAGUUCUUAUUGUGUUGUAUUAUCUCUACUCGUCUUAGAAUGACCUGGCAUUCUUUCUUC
Messenger RNA from Nelumbo nucifera (sacred lotus), 1082 nucleotides. RefSeq lists its product as uncharacterized. NCBI's taxonomy places the organism in Eukaryota, Viridiplantae, Streptophyta, Magnoliopsida, Proteales, Nelumbonaceae. The record is from RefSeq and is a predicted model, not a curated record.